AUUUCCGUUUUACGACAGUCGACAUACCAAAUCGCCAUAACUGAGUGCACAACUGUAUCGCUGUUCUGGUCUAGAAGGCCAAAUAGCGACAAGCGUCAUGUUGCGUUUGCCAGCCGUCAGCCGUGCCAUAGCGGGGGUGGCCCACUCUAAAGCAUGCCUGGCCCCAGCUAGUAAUGUUCGUACAUCUGUGCGGGCUUCCAGUAACUUGGUCGAAGUCUUUGUUGAUGGAAAGCCAGUUAUGGUGGAGCCUGGUACUACAGUGCUUCAGGCCUGUGAGAAGGUUGGCGUGCAGAUCCCCCGUUUCUGUUUCCAUGAGCGUCUGUCGGUAGCAGGGAACUGCCGCAUGUGUUUAGUGGAGAUUGAGAGAGCACCAAAGCCUGUGGCAGCAUGUGCUAUGCCUGUUAUGAAGGGCUGGAACAUUCUGACAGACUCAGAGAAGACACGCAAGGCCAGGGAGGGUGUAAUGGAGUUCCUGCUGGCUAACCAUCCUUUGGACUGUCCAAUCUGUGACCAAGGAGGAGAGUGUGACCUCCAGGACCAGUCCAUGCAGUUCGGCACAGAUAGGAGCCGCUUUCUGGAGGGCAAGAGGGCAGUAGAGGACAAGAACAUCGGCCCGCUCAUCAAGACCAUCAUGACCCGCUGCAUUCAGUGCACACGCUGUGUCCGCUUUGCCAGUGAGAUUGCGGGUGUUGAAGACCUGGGUACAACAGGCAGAGGCAACUCCAUGCAGAUCGGUACCUAUGUGGAGAAAAUGUUCAUGUCUGAGCUGUCUGGAAAUGUGAUCGAUGUUUGUCCUGUGGGAGCACUCACCUCCAAGCCCUACGCUUUCACCUCACGACCCUGGGAGACCAGGAAGACCGAGUCCAUAGAUGUGAUGGAUGCUCUGGGAAGUAAUAUUGUUCUGAGCACCAGAGGAGGGGAGGUCAUGAGGGUUCUGCCUCGUCUCAAUGAGGAUGUUAACGAGGAGUGGAUCUCCGACAAGACCAGGUUUGCUUAUGAUGGCUUGAAGAGGCAGCGUCUGACCCAGCCGAUGGUGAAGGAUGCCUCAGGACAGCUGGUUGCCACGACAUGGGAGGAUGUGCUCACCCGUGUGGCUGGAGUGCUCCAGACCGUGCAGGGGAACGAGGUGGCUGCCAUUGCAGGUGGCAUGGUGGACGCUGAGUCUCUGGUGGCCCUGAAAGACUUGCUCAAUCGCCUCAACAGCGACAACCUCUGUACUGAGGAGGUCUUUCCCAUGGCUGGGGCGGGUGCUGACCUGCGUUCCAACUACCUGCUGAACUCACGCAUUGCCGGUAUUGAGGAGUGUGAUCUGCUGCUGCUUAUUGGGACCAACCCACGCUACGAGGCCCCACUCUUCAACGCCCGUAUCCGCAAGAGCUGGCUGCAUAAUGAGCUGCAGGUAGCAAUGGUGGGCCAUCAGGUGGAGCUCAGCUAUUCCUAUGAGCACCUGGGAGACUCCACACAGGUGUUGAAGGACAUCGCUGCUGGCACACAUCCCUACUGCAAGGCAUUGGCCCAGGCCAAGCGGCCAGUGGUGGUGGUUGGCAGUGCCACUCUGCAGAGGGCCGAUGGGGCAGCCAUAAUGAACGCAGUCUCCACCAUCGCCCAGAAUGCCCGCGCAAGCAGUGGUGUGGAGGAGGGAUGGAAGGUCCUGAAUGUACUUCACAGGGUGGCCAGUCAGGUUGCUGCGCUGGAUCUGGGAUACAAGCCAGGUGUGGAGGCUGUCAGAAAGGCCCCCCCCAAGGUGCUGUUCUUGCUGGGGGCUGAUGCUGGCUGCAUCACUCGCCAGGACCUGCCCAAGGGCAGCUUCAUCAUCUACCAGGGUCACCAUGGCGAUGUGGGAGCCCCCAUGGCGGACAUCAUCCUGCCCGGCGCAGCGUACACAGAGAAGAACGGCACCUACGUCAACACAGAGGGCCGUGCCCAGCAGACCCGCAUCGCUGUGACCGCGCCCGGCAUGGCCCGCGAGGACUGGAGGAUAAUCAGGGCCGUGUCUGAGUUGGCUGGUGUCACACUGCCCUACGACACCCUGGCAGAGGUGAGGGAACGACUGGAAGAGGUGGCUCCCAACCUGGUUCGCUACGAUGAUGUGGAGCAAGCCAACUACUUCAAGCAGGCCAACGAACUUGCACAGACUGUCGAUCAGACAUUACUAGCUGACCCUCUGGUCCCCCCUCAGAUAACCGUUAAAGACUUCUACAUGACAGAUCCCAUCAGCCGGGCAUCCCAGACAAUGGCCAAGUGUGUGAAAGCUGUGACUGAGGGAGCAGAUGCUGUUGAUGAGCCUUCCAUUUGCUAAAACACUUCCUUGUCUGUCAGAUCAAAUGCAUAACCUUCAUGUGUGAGACCUUCGUCCUUAACGCAAACCUACCACACACAUACACGCACUCACACACACACACAAAUACUUCAGUCACUAUCACCAUAAACACAAUAUUCACAAGUGUCUCCAAUGUUCCAUGCCAACUCUGACCUGUCAUAUCUCAGAACCAGAAUUGUUCAAACCAGUUCAUAUACAACAGUGUGAAAUGUUAUUCUUGCUUUAUAUAUUUAAGUAUGGUAUGGUUAGGCAAACAAUGUCGUUGUAUAGAUUUCAUUCCCAAGUGAAGGUCGUGGGGAGCAGCUUUGUUAAAGAAAGCUUAUACUGUGGUGAAAAUGAAUAAAACAUCUAUUAUUACAGUC
Molecule: messenger RNA, 2682 nt
Organism: Alosa sapidissima (American shad)
Lineage: Eukaryota; Metazoa; Chordata; Actinopteri; Clupeiformes; Clupeidae
Gene: ndufs1
Product: NADH:ubiquinone oxidoreductase core subunit S1
Exons: 19
Coding region: 98-2299 (733 amino acids)
Biological process (GO): ATP synthesis coupled electron transport
Cellular component (GO): membrane
Molecular function (GO): NADH dehydrogenase (ubiquinone) activity; iron-sulfur cluster binding
Source: RefSeq, a predicted model, not a curated record